This is a messenger RNA of Rhagoletis zephyria (snowberry fruit fly), 860 nucleotides long. RefSeq lists its product as uncharacterized. NCBI's taxonomy places the organism in Eukaryota, Metazoa, Arthropoda, Insecta, Diptera, Tephritidae. The record is from RefSeq and is a predicted model, not a curated record.
UUGUUGACAAAUUACUUGUGCUCAACGGUAUCAUCACAUUGCAUCGACUUAAAACUGAUGUAAAUUGAAAUUUUUACAUUUAACCUAAAAACUUACUGCCACAUAAACACAGAAGCUCACUAAAAUAAAAAAAAAAAUUUAAAUUUUAUUUAAAAAAAGUAACGGGUAAUCUACAAGCCAACUAAAACAACCUACGCUCUAAAACAAACCACACCAGCCUGCCAGCCAGUCAAGUCAGCCUGGAGUUAGUAAAGUUUAAUAUUUGUUGCUUGUUGAGAUUUGGCGAAGUCCCAAGAUUACAGUAAAAAGCGCAAAAAAUGGCACUACGCCUGCGACGUGACGUACAGAAGGCAUCGUAUUAUGUUUGGUUUUUGGGCGCCGAGGAGGCGAAAGGUUUGCGCGGUACUCGUGUCAUCAAUUCAGUGCUGCCGUAUCUGAUUGAUCGGUCACGCGGACAAGAGCCACUCAAGGUGACGCUGCAGGUCUCUCACAAGGGUAUUAAGAUAUUACAGGGCUCUUCGAAACAUUUUAUACCACACAGUGCCAUAACCAGCUCCGUGCAAACAGAUGACAUCGUUGCAUGCGUUUUGUUGCUUUAUAAUCCGGCAACAAAAUGUCCAUUGCACGUACACGCCUACCGUUGCGAUUCCGAGUCCACAGCUGAAGCGUUGCAUCAACAGCUGCAAAUAUUAAUCAAUCGCCCAGAAAAUCAAAAACGCUUUGAGGAAUUGGAAACACGGUGAGUAGGCAAAUUUUUAUUUAUAAUUUAUUCGUUGUAAGUUUCUCUCAACUUUCAUUCAUAUAAGUACAUAUGUAUGUACAUAAGUAAGUAUAUACAAGUUUGUGUCUUAAAUCUUCCG